Messenger RNA from Microthlaspi erraticum, 1344 nucleotides. The record is from the annotation of a GenBank genome assembly. Lineage: Eukaryota; Viridiplantae; Streptophyta; Magnoliopsida; Brassicales; Brassicaceae.
AUGACUUAUUCAUGCAAUAUUCUUGUCCCCCGCUUUUUGUUACUAAUCGUUUUCUCACUCGCUCUGACCGCAAACGCGGAUUCUUUCGAAUCGCUCCUCCAGCUCCCUCGAAGACAGUCGCGCUCCACCCGGCCCCGACUCCGACCUAGAUCCGAACGGCUCCUCCACGUCGGCGACUACGGAGCCAAAGGCAAUGGCUUCAACGACGACACUCAAGCGUUUGCAGAAGCUUGGAAGAGAGCUUGUUCUUCCAAAGUCAAAACAAGAAUAUUGGUCCCACAAAACUACACUUCCCUUGUUAGGCCCAUUGAUCUGUCUGGACCUUGUAAAGCAAGACUCACUCUCCAGAUAUCUGGUAGAAUCAUUGCUCCUGAAGACCCAGAUGUCUGGGAAGGCCUAAACCCUCGGAAAUGGCUAUACUUCCAUGGCGUGAGCCGCUUGACCGUAGAAGGAGGCGGCACUGUAAAUGGAAUGGGGCAAGAAUGGUGGAGAAGAUCUUGCAAACACAAUCACUCCAACCCUUGUCAUGGCGCCCCAACGGCGUUGACAUUCCACAACUGCAAGAAUAUGAGAAUUGAGAACCUCAAUGUGAUGGAUAGUCAACAAAUGCACAUUGCCUUGACGAGCUGUCGCCGUGUGACCAUCUCUGGUGUAAAGGUCAUAGCUCCGGCUACUAGUCCCAACACAGAUGGGAUUCACAUUAGCGCCUCUCGUGGUAUCCUUGUAGACAACACCACUGUCAGCACAGGAGAUGAUUGUGUUUCCAUAGUAAGAAACUCUUCACAGAUAUACAUCAGCAACAUUAUAUGUGGUCCUGGCCAUGGCAUUAGCAUUGGAAGCAUAGGAAAAUCGAAAUCUUGGGAGGAAGUUAAAGACGUAACGGUUGAUACGGCCUUCAUAUCUGACACUACCAAUGGUGUUCGGAUCAAAACAUGGCAGGGAGGAAGUGGUUUGGUCUCGAACGUACUCUUUAAGAACAUCAAUAUGAACAAUGUGUCGCACCCCAUUAUCAUUGAUCAGUAUUACUGCGAUUCCCGGAAGCCGUGUUCUAAUCAGACAUCAGCUGUUACCAUUGAGAAAAUCUCAUAUGUUCAAGUGAGAGGCACUUCAGCGUCAAAACAAGCAAUCAAGAUCUCUUGCAGUGACACUUCACCGUGUCGCAACAUACAUUUAGAAGACAUUGAUCUUGAGCCAUCAAACGACGAUGGUUUCACAGAGUCAUUCUGCUUUGAAGCUUAUGGUUCGAGUUCAGGUGAAGUGUACCCUCCUCCUUGCCUCUCUGAUGAGACAAGCGUCUUGGAACAGUCUGUCCCCUCUGGGACCUCAUCUGUAUUAGACCUUUGA